GCUAAACUGCCAGUUGAAGCAGACUGGUUUAACAGUAAUUCCUGUGAGGGCUGAAGGCUUAGAUUGUGGUUUGGCUAUAGACUUGAUUCCGCCAUACCUGACACUAUACUUCUUUGACUGGUUUUUCAGGGUGGUAACUGUAUUUCAGUAUAUUCCUGAGCUUCUGCUGAAUCACUGCUUUAUUUGCAAUGAAUGGGGCCUUUCCUAACGCCCCGUGGCAAUAUAUCAGCAUGGAGCUCGGCAGUAAAGGAUAUACAAUAGCAUGCACAGUUGCACUUAGUGUUAGAGUCCACUAUUUAUAUACUUCCUUUUUUUACUAAAUAGAAACUUUGUUGGUCAUAAACCCAUAGGCACUUGAUAUCAUGCAAUAUCAUUCAUCAAAUCGUCAUGUUAGAGGUUCAUUCUUCUUGCUUUGAGAGUACAUUGAGAUGAAGGUCAGGAUAAUAUUUACCUAUCCUUGAUGAGAGGAUACUUUGAGAAACAACACUCAAUCAUGUGGAUUGGAGCAGGGUUGGAGGAGGAAUAUAAUAAAAGGGGGAGAGUAAACGAAAAGCUUUCAGAAAGUGUUUAGACUCAAUAAAGAAUCAACAGCAUGUGUAUCUCAGCAGUGAGUGUGGUUCUGUUACUAUUCAUUUUGUGGAUGCUUGUGGUCCAACUCUGUAGACAGACUGACAGGCAAAGUGACAGAGGUGCCAAAGCAAGCAACAAACCAGAAGCUGCUGCACCCAAACACCUACAUUCCCUCUCUAAGCCCUUCCUUCCUCUUUCUACCACUCUUCCUGGUCCAUUCUCUCUCCCUCUACUGGGCAAUAUGCUGGAUCUCGCUCAAGAUCAUCUGCCCAUCCACUUGACUGCACUGGCACAUCGCUAUGGAAAUAUCUAUCGGCUCAACUGUGGCAGCACAACCAUGGUGAUAUUAAACAGUAGUGAGAUCAUCCGCGAGGCUCUGAUUAAAAAAUGGUCUGACUUUGCUGGGAGGCCUCAUUCAUACACAGCUGAUAUAGUGUCAGGUGGAGGACGAACCAUUUCUUUGGGUGAUUUCAGUGAGGAAUGGAAGGCGCAUAGACGUGUGAUACAUAGUGCUCUGCAGCGCUGCACGACUGAUUCCCUGCACUCUGUCAUAGAAAAUCAAGCACGCCAUCUCUGUCAGGUGUUGCGGGACUACAAAGGAAAAGCAGUGGAUUUAUCUGAAGAUUUUACAGUGGCCGCGAGUAAUGUCAUCACAACACUAACCUUUGGCAAAACUUAUGAUAAGAGUUCAGAAGAGUUGCAGAAGCUGCAGGACUGUCUGAAUAAGAUUGUGUCUCUUUGGGGUUCACCCUGGAUCUCAGCACUGGACUCCUUCCCUCUGCUCAGGAAAUUACCCAACCCCCCAUUCUCUCGUCUCAUGAAGGAGGUAGCCAGACGUGAUGAACUGAUAAGGAAACACAUAGAGGAGUUUAAGAGAAGUGACCAUAAAGAAGGCGACACACUGACUUCUUCACUUCUGCAGUGCCUCGAACCACCACAAGGAGCAGCAAAUCAAAUGACUCUGACAAACACCCAUGUACACAUGACUAUAGUGGAUCUGCUAAUUGGAGGGACAGAAACUACUGCUGCCUUGCUCAACUGGACUGUGGCCUUUCUUUUACAUAGGCCUGAGGUUCAGAAUAAAGUGUACGAGGAGCUGUGUGGUGUGCUGGAUGUGCGGUACCCCCAAUACAGCGACCGUCACAGACUGCCGUAUCUGUGUGCUCUGAUCAAUGAGAUGUUGAGACUACGACCUGUAGCUCCCCUAGCCGUGCCUCACAGAGCCAUACGAAACAGCAGUAUUGCAGGCCAUUUCAUCCCCAAGAAUACAAUAAUCAUCCCUAAUCUGUAUGGUGCCCACCAUGAUCCAGACGUUUGGAAUGAUCCAUACAGUUUCAAACCAGAACGCUUUUUGGAAGGUGGUGGCGGGUCUCUUCGUGCCCUGAUUCCUUUUGGAGGAGGAGCUCGACUGUGCCUGGGAGAGGCGGUAGCCAAAAUGGAGAUGUUUCUCUUCACGGCUUAUCUGCUGCGAGACUUUCAGUUCCUGCCUGCCAGUAAAGAAGAGCCUCUGCCUGACCUGCGAGGCGUCGCCAGUGUGGUGCUUAAAGUCAAACCAUACACAAUUAUAGCACACCCAAGAGAACAGUAACUGAUUAUGAAUAGUGUCGCGGGAAUGAGUUCUAAAACCCACAAGCAUUUUUGAUCAAUUUAUAUUUUGUUUUUUAAUCAACCCGAUGUCAAGGGUUUUUUUAAUGGGUUAGCACAAGCUCGAUAUACUUUCCUGUUUUAUUAUUAUUUUUAAGAUUUUACGUGACUUGUAAAACAAGUGCAAAUGGGACUACAGAGGUUGUCAGAGAUAUUAAACGCCAAACAGAAAUAAUUGUCUAUUAGCUUUUUCUACAGCCUUCUGUUUGUACAGUAGCCUACUUGUGAUCUUUAUUAAACUUUUCUAACUUAAAAGUCUGUAGAUUUUAAACAAAGAGUUGUUGGAAGCUUAGUGAUGGUGACAUUGAAGUCUUGUGACCAUGGUGAUUUGUUUAUAUUCUAAAACUUCUGGCAAAUACAUUUUCAAAAUUCAUAAAAGAUGUGUUCAUUGUGGUGAAAAAUAUGUGUAAGUAUCAUAAACUUUUGUUGGUCACAGAGCAUAUUAUCCAAAAGUCAUUGAAUGUCAAGGGUGAUACUAACUUCAGGGAUGGCCUGCAAAAACGCAUCUAUUACUGUAUAUAUUUUUCCAAGUCAUAAAAAUAGAGUAAUGUGUAGGGCUUAUUUCGGAUGCAUUUGAGCUACAACUUGCUGGGUAACUAGAAACUUAUGUGUCAGAAUAAAUCAAAUUCUGGUUACUAUGAAUUUAACUAAUUCUAAUAAAGCUGAAGUUAAGCAUUUAAA
Messenger RNA from Pimephales promelas (fathead minnow), 2895 nucleotides. RefSeq names its product cytochrome P450 family 21 subfamily A member 2 (gene cyp21a2). Lineage: Eukaryota; Metazoa; Chordata; Actinopteri; Cypriniformes; Leuciscidae. The record is from RefSeq and is a predicted model, not a curated record. Gene Ontology annotation, molecular function: steroid 17-alpha-monooxygenase activity; heme binding; iron ion binding. Gene Ontology annotation, biological process: progesterone metabolic process; hormone biosynthetic process.